Messenger RNA from Syngnathus typhle (broad-nosed pipefish), 1698 nucleotides. It is a transcript of the gene mafbb, whose product is annotated as v-maf avian musculoaponeurotic fibrosarcoma oncogene homolog Bb. Gene Ontology annotation, molecular function: DNA-binding transcription factor activity, RNA polymerase II-specific; RNA polymerase II cis-regulatory region sequence-specific DNA binding. The transcript has a single exon. The record is from RefSeq and is a predicted model, not a curated record. Gene Ontology annotation, biological process: regulation of transcription by RNA polymerase II. Bases 216 to 1187 code for a protein of 323 amino acids. Gene Ontology annotation, cellular component: nucleus. Lineage: Eukaryota; Metazoa; Chordata; Actinopteri; Syngnathiformes; Syngnathidae.
UUCCCCCUCCUUUGCACAGUCAGACGUGCGCGUCUAGUCCUCAGGCACAAGUGGAGCUUUGCUUGGUUCUGUCCGUUGGAUGCUGCUGGAGUUUCGUUUUCUCUUCUGGAGCGAAGUCGAAUUUUUACGAAGCUUUUCCUUUGGGGCGAAUGAGUGUCAUUUCAACGACUGCAUGAACCUAGUUGUGGACAUUUCGGAGCUCUUGCAAGGUGAAGAUGAGCAGUGAAACGCACUCGCAUUUGGGACUGCAGAAGCCCUCGAUGACUUUCGUCAGCGACUUUGACUUAAUGAAGUUCGGCGUGAAAAAGGAGGCCGUGCAGGCCAUGGAACGAUCCCUCAUCGGGCCCUGCAGCCAGCUCCACAGACCAGACUCGGUGUCAUCUACCCCUGGGAGCACACCUGGCAACUCCAUGCCGUCGUCGCCAAACCUCCCUCCAAACGAGCUGCGAAACAACCCCGAGGACUCCUUUUGGAUAGCUACCAACGGGGCUUACCCUCACCCUCAGAUGUACCCUCAAGCUUUUGGGCUGACCCCAGAGGAUGCAGUCGAGGCGCUCAUCGGGGCCACCACGCAGCAGGGACACCCGCCCGCGCCCCACGGCCACCAGCAACCACCAUUCCCGAUCGAGUACGAAGGCUACAACCAGCUCGGCGAGACCGCGCAUCACUACUCGGAGCUUUCGGGUCCCCCAGAAAUGCUCCCGAGUAGCCACUGCCAAGACCCCUUUCUCAAGAACGACAUGGGCAGCGCCUCCCCAGAGUUGCCCGACGAGGUCAGCGGAGCGCACCACAACCAUGGCCACCUUCAGGGGCAGCACCGGCGAGCCAACACCGAGUGUCACUUUUCGGAUGACCAGCUGGUGUCCAUGUCGGUGAGGGAGCUCAAUCGGCUCCUCCGGGGCCUCAGCAAGGACGAAGUCAUGCGCCUCAAGCAGAAGCGGCGGACCCUGAAAAACCGAGGCUACGCGCAAUCGUGCCGCUACAAGCGCGUCCAGCAGAAACACAUCUUGGAGCACGAGAAGACCAGCCUGGUGUCCCAGGUGGAGCAGCUCAAACACGAACUCAACAGGCUGGCGCGAGAGAGGGAUGCGUACAAAAUGAAGUGCGAGAAACUGUCCGGCGCAAACUGCUACCACGAAACCGGGUCAACCAGCGACAACCCUUCCUCGCCCGAGUAUAUCAUGUGAAGUGUGUUGAUUCUCUGCAAGGAGUGAGACGUAGUAUGUGCUAUAUCUCCUCUCCAAAAACCAGCAGCCAACUUUGCUUUUCAACAAUCACUUGCUCAUUGUUUAAUUCAUGUAAGAUUCAAAUAUCAAAUAAUUGUCAUGAAUGAAGGCGCUCAACGAAGCAUGCAUGCAGGACAUGUGAGCUGUUUAGAUCUGCAUUUUGUGUCAAAUCACAUACUUGAAAUCAUCCCCAGCAGUUUCUUUUUAUUUACAUUUUAACCCCACUUGAUUUUGCUUAGAUUAUUUUUUUUGUUUGGUAUUAUCGCUAUCUUGUGAAUUCAAAUAUACAUUGAAGACAAUGAUGCUAGUUUUCUCCGCAGCAUUAUUUUUACCGAGCUGAUUCUGCUGGACAGAUGUCUGAAUUCUUUACACUUGCUUAUCGUUUUGUAAAGAAAACACAAUUAUGCAAAUUGCUUUUGUGUUUUUCAUAUACUAAGGAUCAAUAAAAAUGAUUGUGACUUUUUAUACCAAA